AUGGAGCGCCAGGGAGUGGACCUGGCCCACAUGGACUGCAGGGAGCCGGAGCCCGCGCCCCUGGCGCUCAGCAGGGAGCAUCUGCAGGGCGAGGAGACCUCUGAGCAAGAGGAGGCUGGCAGCGGGCCGGCCAGUGCCAGCCGCCCACCACCCACACUGGAGGGGAAGACGGGUGCCUACUUCUCCUCGCUGGACUCGAGCAUCGACGUCCUGAAGAAGAGGGCCCAGGAGCUGAUCGAGAGCAUCAACGAGAGCAGGCAGAAGGACCACGCGCUCAUGACCAACUUCAGGGACAGCCUCAAGAACAAGGUGUCAGACCUGACCGAGAAGCUGGAGGAGAGGAUGUACCAGCUCUACGACCACCACAACCGGCUCAUCCAGGAGAAGCUGCAGGAGUUCACCCAGAAGAUGGCCAACAUCAGCCACCUGGAGGCGGAGCUCAAGCAAGUGUGCCACUCGGUGGAGACGGUGUACAAGGACCUGUGCCAGCAGCCCGAGGCUGGCCCCUUCUCAGAAGAACAGAGCCACAAGGACGGUGAAUGCUGACGGGUCACCCGCCACCCCAGGCCCGAGACAACGGGCGCCACGGCCGGGCUGCGGCCGCAGGUUGUUUUCAGAGUUCUGUGUGGAGUCUUGGCCAAGGCGAACCUCAGGGCCCCUGGUGCAAGGCCCCAAAGUGAGGCCCGGGCACCCCAGCCCACAGCUCUGCCCCGCUCUCACACACUCUAUUAAAUGUUUGAUGUUUUCAAUCCUGCUGGCUUCCUUGUCUGGCCAUGCAGAAGCCAGGUCGGGGUCCCGCAAAGCCACCGCAGUGCCCCCACCCCACA
Ochotona curzoniae (black-lipped pika) is the source of this 827-nucleotide messenger RNA. It is a transcript of the gene SYCE2, whose product is annotated as synaptonemal complex central element protein 2. The transcript has 5 exons. NCBI's taxonomy places the organism in Eukaryota, Metazoa, Chordata, Mammalia, Lagomorpha, Ochotonidae. Gene Ontology annotation, cellular component: central element. The record is from RefSeq and is a predicted model, not a curated record. Gene Ontology annotation, biological process: synaptonemal complex assembly. The coding region runs from base 1 to 546 and encodes 181 amino acids.